AUGCCAUGUCAGUCUAUUUUUAUGCUUUUCAUUGGCCAGGCCCCAGAAUAAGGCGGUACAUUAUUUGUUGUUGUUGUUAGUGGGAAAAGUGGACCAGUCGACAUCUUCAACAUAGAAGGCGACUUAAAAUAUAUAAAGUGAUUGAGUUUUGGAAGUCGACAUCCUUACUGCGCUGAUUCGGCCACCUGAUAUUCGUCCAAGUGGGGAAGACAGGCGUUGUAUUUCACUGAAUCCAUCAGCACCCCAUCCAAGGUAUGCUUGGUGUUUACCACAACGACCAGUAAACCCAGUUCGCGACUGUGGGUAAGAUGUCUAGCCAGUAUCAGCGAAGUGUUCCACUGGAGGUCAGGAGAGCGGAAGGAGAGAGAGUCCGCACCAAACAUCCAGAUAAAAUCCCGAUAAUUGUGGAGAGAGCUGCAAGGUCACGGGCCCCUGAGCUUGACAAAAAGAAAUACCUUGUUCCUUCAGACCUCACAGUCGGUCAGCUCUGCUUCCUGAUCAGACAGCGGGUGUCUAUGAGACCAGAAGAAGCGCUCUUCUUUUUCGUUAAAAAUUCCCUCCCUCCAUCCAGUUCCCCCCUCUCUGCGGUGUAUGAGGAACACCAUGAAGAAGACCUGUUCCUUUACAUGACAUACAGCAAUGAGAGUGUUUACGGUGCCUGAGAUGAAGGAUGAAAGGCCUGAAGGGAAGAGACGGAGAAAGAGAGAGAGAAAGAUGAUACAUUAUUUUACCACUAUUAUCCCAUGUUCAAUACAUGGUACCUACAGGGUUCAUUGUUCAUAAGGGGGACUAAAGGGUGCUGUUUGUAUUUGUCAGUAUUCGGGGGAACUACAAUGCGAUUCAUUAAACAGAUUAUUGGCAGUAAAGCUUCGGGACUUGAGAAUUGAGAGACACUUACAAGAAAAUAAGAAAAUGUAAGGUCAAAAACAACAAUAGAGAUAAAUUUU
This is a messenger RNA of Sinocyclocheilus grahami, 947 nucleotides long. RefSeq names its product gamma-aminobutyric acid receptor-associated protein-like 1. The record is from RefSeq and is a predicted model, not a curated record. The transcript is spliced from 5 exons. NCBI's taxonomy places the organism in Eukaryota, Metazoa, Chordata, Actinopteri, Cypriniformes, Cyprinidae. Bases 309 to 662 code for a protein of 117 amino acids.